CAAUACAACCACCCUGCUUACCAAGGAAAUGCAAGAGCAAAUCAAACUGAGAACCAGAAACUGGCAGCAGCCUGGAGAGUUCUUGAGAAAGGAGCCCCAGGAGCAGUCCAAGUUUAGUGAGCUAGGAAAGGAUGAAAUUCUGCACAAUAGCAAAAAAUCUCCACCCUUUUGCAGAUUUGGUUUCACCUUCCUAUGAUGCUGAGUGCUUGGAUCACAACUCUUACAGGCAGCCUCUGGAAGUUGGUCUGAACCAACAAGUAAUGGUGCCUCCUCUGUAACUGGUCUUCUGUAUAUCGGUAUAACACAGAGCAUGCUGGAUGGGCUGAUAGCAAAGACCUGCCUUUUCUGGUCCCAACGAACUUCGGAUAUCCUCCUCCCACCUCGCCUUCACGUUUCCUGUACUUAACCCAUCCAGCUGCAGCUUAAACAGGCUGCGUGUAGCUGGAAACUCCACUCUGGAAGUGGCUCCUGAAGCCUCACCAUCUCCUCUGCCUUCGUGGCUGCAGCAACAUGAACCUGAAAACUGUCCUCAUCCUCUUGGUUCUGGCGCUAGCCACAAUUUUCGCUCUGGUUUGUGUGUUGCUGACUAGAGGAGUGAAACCAACCAGCUGUGAGCCGCAGACCCUGAGUAGCCAGGAGAAAAAGCACAGUGACCAGAGCCUGGUCUUUGCUGAUCUGACGCCAGAAGAAAUGGUGCAAGUGGUGACGUAUCUCCAGGAAAACCUUGGGGUGUCACUGGUAGAUGCCUCUCAAGCAAACCCUUCUGAUAACUGCAUUUAUUACAUUGAUGUGCAGCUCCCCACCAAGGCAGAGGUGCUGGGGUUCUUGGAUCGUGGGGGCAGGCGACCUCCCCGGCAGGCGCUGGCUGUGGUGUAUUUUGGAAACCAACCAGACCCGAAUGUCACGGAAUACGUGGUGAGUCCCCUGCCAAAGCCGACAACUCACAGGGAUCUCACGGUGCGGAAGUAUGGAGGGAAGCUGCCGUACCAUCGCAGACCAGUGACUGAGAAGGAAUACAAGGCUAUUGACCACUUUGUCUACCAGGAGUUCUCCAAAGCACCAGGCUUGCUUAGAGAGUGCUGUGAUUAUGAUGGGACCAAUUUUGCUACCCUCACCACAGUUCCUCGGGGGUUUCAGUCGGGAGAUCGUGCCACCUGGUUUGUUCUGUUCCAGAAUGUGAAUGGCAGUGGCUACUAUCUGCACCCAGUGGGGCUGGAGGUGCUGGUUAAUCACAGCAGCCUGGACAUCUCCCAAUGGAGGAUAAGCAAAGUGUUCUAUAACGGCCAGUACUAUGAAGACAUGGAGCAGCUGGAGACCAAGUUCAUACAAGGCCACGUGAAAGAUGUAAAAGUUAAGAAAGUCCGACCUGAUGAGGAAUUUGGUUCCAUGAGGCCCAGCGUAGUCCCCAUGGCACCAGGCCCUUUGCAAUAUGAGCCUCGUGGGCCCCGCUACAGCAUCCAAAACAAUCAAGUCAUCUUCCAGUCCUGGAGUUUUGCCUUUGGGAUGGAUGUGAAUACAGGACCACGUCUCUUUGACAUCAAGUUCAAAGGAGAGAGGAUUGUCUAUGAGCUGAGUCUCCAAGAAGCCCUUGCUGUCUAUGGCUCUAAUUGUCCUGGAGGGAUGGUGACCAGAUACAUGGAUGGGAGCUUUGGCAUCGGCAGGUUUGCUUUUGAGCUGGUCAGAGGUGUUGAUUGUCCCUACACAGCCACCUAUGUGGAUAGACACUAUCUAGUUGAAUCAAAGACCCCUAAAGUUAAUAAAAACUCCUUAUGUAUUUUCGAGCAGGAUGCUUCAGUCCCGCUGAGGCGCCAUUACUCCAACUUGCAGUCCCUGUACUAUGGGGGUCUGGCUAAAUAUGCUCUUGUUCUUAGAGCCAUUUCAACUCUCAUAAACUAUGACUACGUUUGGGACUUCAUAUUCUACCAGAAUGGAGCUAUUGAAGUGAAAAUACAUGCCACUGGAUAUAUUAGCUCAUCCUUUUUCUAUGGCACAGGCACUGACCAUGGCAGUCAGGUUGGGGAACACACCCUGGGGACAAUGCACAACCAUCUCAUCAAUUAUAAAGUGGACUUGGAUGUUGGAGGAACAAAGAAUUCUCUGGUGGCUCAUGACAUGACAUUCGAUACUGUGCAGGCUCCUUGGAAUCCAGAGCACCAGAUACAGAGGCCACGGCUCACCAAGAAAGUCCUGUACACUGAGGACAAGGCCGUGUUCCCACUUCACUCCAAAAUCCCCAGAUACAUCCACUUUGCCACCAACCGUGAAAAUAAGUGGGGUAACCAGCGUGGCUACAGGAUCCAGAUAGUCAGCUUUGCUGGUGACCCUUUGCCAGAAGCCAGUUCCAUGGAGCGGUCCAUCAGCUGGGGGAGAUACAAACUUGCUGUCACCAAACGGAAAGAGGAGGAGCCAACCAGCACCAGCAUCUACAACCAGAAUGACCCCUGGACGCCCACCGUGGCCUUCGCUGACUUCAUAGACAAUGAGACCAUCGUAAACGAGGACCUGGUUGCCUGGAUUUCUGUUGGUUUCCUGCAUGUCCCACACACGGAGGAUAUUCCUAACACAGUGACUGUGGGGAAUGGAAUCGGCUUUUUCCUGAGACCCUACAACUAUUUCGAUGAAGACCCCUCUGUCCGCUCACCUGAUGGCAUCUAUUUCAGAAGUGACCAGGACCCCAGCAUGUGUGAGGUUAACCAUGUUGCCUGCCUGUCAAAGACUGCCUCGUGCUCACCAGCCCUCCCCUCAUUCACCUACAACGGCUUCCAGAACCAGACAGGUCCCUGAGCCACUGACUGCAGGGCCUUGUAAGUGUGCUGGUGAUUGACUAUUCCUUGGGCCAUGUGCUCAGGUUUCCAUUGAAAGCGGCAGUCACCCCUGGCUCACUGACACCCAUAGAGCUGUAGAUGGUUUAUAUGUAGCUGAAUACUCAUACUGCUUACAAAAACGUCAGUGAAAGAGGAUGCUCUCUCUCUGAUCAAACAUAAUUGCCGUACUCUGCUGCUGGACUGAAAUCAAUAAAAAUGCACAAGUCCUAGACAAAGCACCGAGAACAGACAAGGAGAAAUCUUGCACUACCGAGACCUGGACUAGAUGAGACCCCUGCAGCAUGUCUUAUUUAGCCUCAUUUUUUUUCUGUGAUUCCCUGUUCACUGAGUACAUUUAGGGCUAGAUUUUCAAAAGAGCUCAGCUCCCAUGCAUCCGAUGAAGUGAGCUGUAGCUCACGAAA
Messenger RNA from Dermochelys coriacea (leatherback sea turtle), 3226 nucleotides. RefSeq names its product amine oxidase copper containing 3 (gene AOC3). Gene Ontology annotation, cellular component: plasma membrane. The coding region runs from base 511 to 2784 and encodes 757 amino acids. Gene Ontology annotation, molecular function: copper ion binding; primary methylamine oxidase activity; quinone binding. The record is from RefSeq and is a predicted model, not a curated record. The transcript has 5 exons. NCBI's taxonomy places the organism in Eukaryota, Metazoa, Chordata, Testudines, Dermochelyidae. Gene Ontology annotation, biological process: amine metabolic process.